Messenger RNA from Spinacia oleracea (spinach), 600 nucleotides. RefSeq lists its product as uncharacterized. The transcript has a single exon. Lineage: Eukaryota; Viridiplantae; Streptophyta; Magnoliopsida; Caryophyllales; Amaranthaceae. The record is from RefSeq and is a predicted model, not a curated record. Gene Ontology annotation, molecular function: ubiquitin protein ligase activity. Gene Ontology annotation, biological process: ubiquitin-dependent protein catabolic process. Bases 1 to 600 code for a protein of 199 amino acids.
AUGCCUCCCUUCCCAGUCACGUAUCAACCGCUACCGUUCACAACCCUUCCUCCAUUCGCAUAUCAACCGUCGUCGCAGUUCACAACCAUGCCACCGUCGCAGUUUACAACCAUGCCACCGUCGCAGUUCACAACCAUGCCACCAUCGCAGUUCACAACCAUCCCGCCGCCGCCGGAGAUGAUCAUGAUGUCGUCGUACUCAUGUGUGCAAUCCCCGCAGCUACUUUACGGCUACCCCUUGCCGGCGGCGCAAAGAGGAGACACGUGGAUGUCGGACUUUAACGAUAGGGCAGUGGAAAGGUUUAACUCAUGGGCUAAUAAUAACGCGGGCACUAAUGAAGAUUUCCCCGUCGUCGAAAACGUACUCGGUUUUGAACCUGCAGAUCGAACAACGGUCGAAAAUCUGGAAAUAAAGAAGGCCGAUGAGAAGUUGGUGAAACACGAUGAUCGUUGUUCAGUUUGUUUAGAAGGUUGGGAGAAAGGUGACGAUCUUAAGAUUCUUCCGUGCGGCCAUUAUUUUCACCCAAAUUGCGCCGACGAGUGGUUGUUAACCAAUCGAUUUUGCCCAUUAUGUCGUUUUGAGUUGCCGCCAUCGGAAUGA